Messenger RNA from Juglans regia (Persian walnut), 6652 nucleotides. Its product is annotated as transcriptional activator DEMETER-like. The transcript is spliced from 20 exons. The coding region runs from base 279 to 6254 and encodes 1991 amino acids. Lineage: Eukaryota; Viridiplantae; Streptophyta; Magnoliopsida; Fagales; Juglandaceae. The record is from RefSeq and is a predicted model, not a curated record. Gene Ontology annotation, biological process: base-excision repair. Gene Ontology annotation, molecular function: DNA demethylase activity; DNA N-glycosylase activity; 4 iron, 4 sulfur cluster binding.
CUAUACAGUUUCUCUCUCCUGGUUUAACCCUGGAGACUGACUGGAUAUCUUCCGGCAUUGACUUUUCCCACUCCGGCGAUCUGACUCACCGCCAGAUCUGUGAGCUCAAUGGUGGGUUCAGGCAAAUGGGUUAAAAGUCAAGAAGGGCUUUCAGAAGCCUCUUCUAUUUGUCUGUUAGCUGCAAAAUCCAGCUGCUACAAGAAAAUCGAGAGGGUUGAAGCUCGGGGAUUAUUUGGGUGGAAGAAUUGUCUUGUAAUUGCUGGGUGAGUGAGAAAGAAAUGAUGAACUUCAGAGGGGGAGUUUCAAUUCCACAGGAUAAAGAGUUUCAAAUCAUGGAUUCGUGGAUGCCCGUCACACCAGAGAAGCCAGUUCCGACAAGAUCUAAUCCGAUCCCUGUCGAUUGCCAUGGAAACCAACUGGGGAGAGGAAAUUGGCAGGAGCUGAAUGGAUUCUCAAAUGGGUAUGCAGAAGAGAUGCCAAAUUGCAAUGGGUUGAGGCUAAAUUCGAACCCAAUCGGACAAAUGGUCCAGAAUGGAGGGUUCAAUGGCUAUGAUGAGGGAGGUUUGGCCGAGAGAAACAGGACGAUGAUCAAUCACAUUGCAGGCUCCUACACACAGACCUUCCAUAAUAACGACAGCUCGGGUUGGAAAAGGGAUCCAUUGGCAAAACUGCUGCUGAUGCAGAAUGCGGCUUUCAUUGCCUCUGCAAACAGGAAUCCGAACAGAAGCUUGAGCAUGGCGGCAAAUAGACCUCUAAUUCCGAAUUCGCAUUCGCAUUCUCAGUCUCAGUCUCAGUCUCAGUCUCAUCCUCAAGUUGAUUGUAAUCAGAAAGGUUCCAUCUUGGGUAACAUGUGGUUCGAAAACCAGAAUCACUUGUCUGGUUCUAACCCAUUGAGCAAUUUGGCAAAUGGAACUCUGUUUCAGGAUAUUCAUUCUGAAGUUGACAACAAUCAAAGAGAUUCGGAUUUUGCAAGUUUGUUUUAUGCCAACCAAAAUCACUUCUCAGGUUCGAACUCAUUAAACGACAGCGAUAUCACAUCCCAGAUAUCCAAGCAUGGAUUCUCUAUGCCUUACCAGCAACAAUGUGACCUAAAUUACCCACCGGUAGAAAUAGAUGCUUCCUCAAGUGUUACCAACACCCUCCAGUUUGCACCGAUAACGCCGCAUCAGGUCAAUAAGUUGGAGAACAACCAACUUCCUGCAACCUUGCAAACAAGAAAUGAAAGCUCAAGUGGGGCAAAAGAAAAUGAAGCUUCACCCACAUCAUUUGGAAAUAAGGCACCUCAGCAACAUAGUGAUGAACUCUUACAAAGCAUAGUAGACUCCUCUUCUGCUGCCAUUUGUUCACCAUACAAGGAAAAUCAAGAUUCUGAGAGUGGAAGGAAUCCAGGCAUUGAUCUGAACAAAACACCCGAGCAGAAACCACCCAGACGAAGAAAACACAGGCCCAAGGUAAUCAGGGAAGGCAAGCCCAAAAGGAGUCCAAAGCCUACUGCUCCAAAGAAUACUAAGGAGACCCCAACAGGAAAGAGGAAGUAUGUACGCAAAAAUGUUCAAAAAGAAUCAGCACCUGAAUUGGCUGAUGCUACAAGGGAGACGGCAAAUCUUAAUGGUGGAACUGCUGCAAAAUCCUGUAGGAGAGCUUUGAAUUUCGACUUGGAGAAGACCGUAGAUGAAAGCCAGAUCAAAGUAGUUGGUCAACAGGAGUUACAGCAAAGGAAUGAAAGGACCUUUCGUUUGAGUUCAGACCCUCGAGCCACAGAAUUGUGCCCUGGAACAUACAGUGUGCCUGGAACAAAGUCAGCUGUGCAGAUCGACCAAUGGAAAACGGUAGGAUACCAGCAACAUGGGAUGAGUAAUCUAACCCCUUCCACUUGUCAAUUACAAACUGACAGCGGACCACUGCAAAAAAAGCAAGCAGCUGCAGCCUGGCCCUCAAUAGUUCCAGCAAAAGACCUGCCAAUAGAAGAUUCAGAUGUGAUUCGAAGAUAUGUAGAUGGCGGAUUCACUGAUCCUUGCCAGAACAGCAGCAGAAAUAGAUGCACUCCCAUAUGGCAAAUUCAUGUGGAAGGAAUAGACAAAAGAGUCUUUCAAGCAAAAGUUCAUCAUGAGAGAAUUGAGAAAGAGAUGUCUCAGAGUACUCCACAAUCAGUUCCAAAGUCUCCAUCCAAUUCCAGUGCAAUGAGAGGAUCCAAGAGAGAACAUUUUCGUACUAUCGAGCAGACGAAUUCCAAAAUCCAAAAUCCAGUGAUUUCAUCAUUGUACCAACAGAUCCAAGUGGAUGAAUGCCACAGAAAUGUCCAGGUUCUGGGCGCAGGUCUUUCAGAAACCUGCAAAAAGAAGAAAAUCGAGAGUGGACUCCAUACAAACACCCGUGGAAUGCCUUGUGUUACAGAAGUUGAAGGAGGUUGGGGAAAUGUUGAAACAAAAAAGAUGAGUGAUAACAAUGCAAAUGAAUUUGCACCAACAGCAAACAAUGAAAUAUUGAACUCUUACUUUGAAACUCGUAUAAUCACAGAGAGGAAAGGUGAGGUCAACAAUUUUACCGCUGAGAGGUGCAAUCACUCCAUAACAGCCAAACAGUAUUUGAUGAUGCAACAUAUUUCUUCCGGGCUGCAUUCAAAUGCAGAACGAACGGAAGAGACCAACAGAUUAGCUUCAGCCCAUGGCUUUCCCUCCCUAGCUGCAACUGAGGAUUGUCACUUGCUCCGACCAUCUCCUCCCAAACAAACUCCCGAAUUGGAGAAACAGGUACAAACUUCCCAUGUUCAUACAUUAGCAACUAAGCAGACUUUGGGAUGUACACCAUCAAGAUUAGUUUCAGCUCGAAGAAAUAAAGUGCUGAAAAACCAGGAUGCCUCUCAAGAUUAUCAGAAAUCCUCACCAAAACCACGAGGUCGUCCACCAGCAAAACGGAUAUAUCCCAUUACCAUAGAUGAGAUCAUAUAUCGAUUGACGAGUCUCAAUCUCAAUGCGGGUAGCAAUGAAUUAGUAAGGGAUGAGAAAAAUGCACUUGUUCUUUAUAAAGGAGAUGGUACACUUGUUCCAUAUGCAAGGUUUGAGUUUUUGAAAAAACGAAAACCACGGCCUAAGGUAGACCUUGACCCAGAAACAAAUAGAAUAUGGAAUCUUUUGAUGGGUAAGGAAGGGAACAAAGACUUUGAAGGAACUGAUGCAGAAAAGGAGAAGUGGUGGGAAGAGGAAAGGAAAGUUUUUCGUGGUCGAACUGAUUCAUUUAUUGCAAGAAUGCACCUUAUCCAAGGUGAUAGACGCUUCUCAAGGUGGAAAGGAUCUGUUGUUGACUCGGUGAUAGGAGUCUUCCUUACCCAAAAUGUCUCAGACCAUCUUUCAAGCUCUGCCUUCAUGUCUUUGGCAGCACGAUUUCCUCUCAAGUCAACAAGCAACUGCAAUGCAUGUGACAACACUGGGACGAGCAUACUGUUCAAAGAGUCAGAAGUCAGCAUAGUAAGUCAGAAUGACACCAUCGGAUGGCAUGGAAAGGGUUCAAGCCAGCCCAUCUUCAAUAUUAGCUCCAUGGCACCCCUUGGAUCAGCAGAGCAUCAGAGGGACAGUGAAACUACAGGAACAGAAAGGAUCAUGGUGCAGGGACACAGCCUGAGUAUAGAGGAAGAAGUCAUAUCAUCACAAGAAUCUUUUGAUUCUUUAAUCAUUCAAGGGACUGGAAGACCGAGAUCGAGCUCAGGCUCCAAUUCAGAAGAGGAAGAUCUUAUAACCAGCUGCAGACCUAUUGAGGCUCACUUUACAACUUUAACAAAUCUUCUACAGAUGGAGAAAACCACAUUCCAGGAAUUUUACAGCCAAAAUAAUUCAAUUAUGAAUGAGGGAUCCAGGCAUGUGCACAAGCAAUCUGAAUAUAUUGCUCAUGCCCACAAAAAGUCAAGAUUAGAUAGAGCAGAUGGUGUCAAUGGUCCUGCAUUUAGUUAUCCAAUCAAUCCUGACAAUCCACAAAGCCAAGUACGAGUGGCUCCUUCAAGUGACUACCAUUUGCAUGUGACCCCAGACUCUACAGUACCUGAAGUAGAGAAUUUUGAAGCGUUAAGUGACGAAAGCAUAUCCCCUUUGUCUUCAAUUGAUUUUGGAUUCACCAAGACAAAAGAUGCAAAUAGCAAGGGCUUCAGGACCAAAAGAUGGGAAGGAAGUGAAGGUAAAAGCACUGUACAGCAGAAUGGACUACUGCACCCUCAAGAAACACCAAGAAUGGGGCCACAUGUACCAUCAAGCAACCACUCACUACACCAGGAAAUCAUUUCUCAACCAGAACCACACAUUGUGUAUAAUCAACCAUCCUACCGCAAUCAUCAACAGGAUGUGACCAAAUCCCUCCAACUGCAAAGCCCAUAUAUUGCAGAACCUGCUGAAGCACUGGCUAACAGAGAGAAUGAUGCUAUGCAGCAAACAUCAAGUGCACCUAUACUUGCAGAAAAUUUUGGAGAGAGAAUCUCAGCAGAAAAUGAGCAAAUACGCUUGGAAAAUAGAUUUCUCAAUCCAAAUUCAAAUAAGCAAGUCGAUACCUCUGAUCAGGCAAAUAGCAAGACAACUUCAAAAAUCUCAAAACCGAGAAAAGGAAAGACAGAGAGAGAUAAGAAUAGUGCAGUUGACUGGGAUAGUUUAAGAAAGCAAGUGCAGGCCAGUGGUUUGAAUGGAGAAAAAAGCAAAGAUGCACAGGACUCGCUUGACUAUGAAGCAGUAAGACUUGCACAUGUUGAUGAGAUUUCUAAUGCCAUAAGAGAACGGGGGAUGAAUAACAUGCUAGCAGAACGAAUCAAGGAAUUUCUGAACCGUCUGGUUAGAGAUCAUGGAAGCAUCGAUCUGGAAUGGUUAAGAAAUGUUCCCCCUGAUAAAGCAAAGGAUUAUCUGUUAAGCGUUCGUGGACUUGGGUUGAAAAGUGUGGAGUGUGUGCGGCUGCUAACACUCCAUCAUCUAGCUUUUCCAGUUGACACAAAUGUUGGAAGGAUAGCAGUUCGACUUGGAUGGGUCCCUCUCCAACCCUUGCCUGAGUCACUUCAGCUACACCUCCUAGAAUUAUACCCAGUGCUGGAAUCAAUACAAAAAUAUCUUUGGCCAAGAUUAUGCAAACUCGAUCAACGAACACUGUAUGAGCUGCACUACCAAUUGAUCACAUUUGGCAAGGUUUUCUGCACAAAAAGUAAACCAAACUGCAAUGCAUGUCCAAUGAGAGGAGAGUGCAGACACUUUGCAAGUGCUUUCGCAAGCGCAAGGCUUGCAUUGCCAGGUCCAGAAGAUAAGAGCAUUGUGAGCUCUACUGUUCCCAUUGCACAUGAAGUAAACCCAGCCGUAGUUAUCAACCCAAUGCCACUACCACCACCUGAGAACAACUCACUUAAAGAAACAGCUUAUAUAAGUCGCAAAUGUGAACCAAUCAUUGAAGAACCAGCAACCCCAGAACAUGAAUGUACAGAGAUCUCGGAAAGCGACAUUGAGGACUCUUUAUAUGAGGAUCCUGAUGAGAUUCCUAUCAUCAAACUCAACAUUGAAGAGUUUACCAUGAAUCUUCAGAAUUACAUGCAAGAGAAGAUGGAACUCCAAGAAGCUGACAUGUCCAAGGCUUUGGUUGCCUUAAAACCAGAAGCUGCUUCUAUCCCUACACCCAAACUGAAGAAUGUUAGUCGGCUACGAACAGAGCACCAAGUGUAUGAACUUCCAGAUUCACAUCCGCUCUUGGAAGGGAUGGACAGCCGAGAAACAGAUGAUCCAAGCCCAUACCUUCUUGCCAUAUGGACACCAGGUGAAACUGCAAAUUCAAUCCAACCACCAGAGACGAGCUGCGGAUCACAAGAAGCUAACAAACUGUGCAACGAGAAGACAUGCUACUCGUGCAGUAGUGUCCGAGAAGCCAAUGCACAAACAGUCAGAGGGACACUACUGAUACCCUGUAGAACAGCAAUGAGGGGGAGCUUUCCUCUUAAUGGUACAUACUUUCAAGUUAACGAGGUAUUUGCGGAUCAUGAAUCUAGCCUGAACCCAAUUGAUGUACCAAGAUCAUGGAUAUGGAAUCUACGAAGACGGACUGUAUACUUUGGAACCUCUGUAUCGACAAUAUUCAAAGGCCUAUCGACAGAGGGAAUUCAAUUCUGCUUUUGGAGAGGAUUUGUUUGUGUGAGGGGAUUCGACCAGAAAACACGAGCACCCCGACCUUUAAUGGCCAGGUUGCACUUCCCAGCAAGUAAGUUGGUAAAGUCAAAAUCAAAGUCAAAAUCUGAAAACAAAAGAUAAGCAGGAUACGUUGCAGAGAUGAUUACUAGCAGAAGGUACAAAACCAGUCUGCUGGUACUAAACAAAACUGUUGCUGACCACCCAGUGAGAUGGAAGAUCAUUUACUAACAUGUUGUAGGUUCAAUUAUAAUUCUUCUAACAUGGUACGCAUUCACCACCUGUUAUCGGAGGAAUAGAAAUUCCCAAAGUUGAAAUGUGAGAUCCUAUGGCAAGAGGAAUGUAGUUUGUAAACAAAUGAAAUUAUGAUCAUUAUUUCAUUCUUGCUCGUAAAAGAGCCAUUCUUCAAAAACUGGCCAGCGCCACUCCAGAGAGAAAAACGUUAUGUAACGCUCCGCUUUUAGUAAUCAAUAAAAUGAUACAUCACUGGAUGUACAAAUGGACAUAUAAAGCAUGUAUUG